AGCCCCGGACCCAGGAGGCCCACGGAGCUGAAGGUGACCCUCAGCAAGACCCCAGCGGAAGGCAGGGAGCCCUGCCGACAGCUGUGUGGCACCUCGGACCGGGCUCCUGUUAGGAGGGAAUACCUGUGCCCAGGCAGCGGCUCAGAGGCAGCUGCUCCAUGCAGAACUGAAGUUGGUUCUGCAGCAGAAGGGGGAGAGGAAGCAGGAGCCUGGGGCUCAGGUGUCCCCCAGCGGUGCCAUGGAGGCCAGGAGCCGGAGUGCUGAGGAGCUGAGGCGAGCGGAGUUGGUGGAGAUUAUUGUGGAAACCGAGGCGCAGACCGGAGUCAGCGGCAUCAACGUAGCGGGCGGCGGCAAAGAGGGAAUCUUCGUCCGCGAGCUGCGCGAGGACUCACCCGCCGCCAGGAGCCUCAGCCUACAGGAAGGGGACCAGCUCCUGAGCGCCCGCGUGUUCUUUGAGAACUUCAAGUACGAGGACGCACUUCGCCUGCUGCAAUGCGCCGAACCUUACAAGGUCUCCUUCUGCCUGAAGCGCACUGUGCCCACCGGAGACCUGGCGCUGCGGCCCGGGACCGUGGCUGGCUACGAGAUCAAGGGGCCGCGGGCCAAGGUGGCCAAGCUGAACAUCCAGAGUCUGUCCCCCGUGAAGAAGAAGAAGAUGGUGGUGGUGCCCGGGGCCCUGGGGGCCCCUGCAGACCUGGCCCCCGUUGACGUCGAGUUCUCCUUUCCCAAGUUCUCCCGUCUGCGUCGAGGCCUCAAAGCUGAGGCUGAAGGUCCUGUCCCAGCUGCCCCUGCCCGCCGGCGCCUCCAGCUGCCUCGGCUGCGUGUAAGAGAAGUGGCCGAAGAGGCCCAGGUAGCCCGGUUGGCUGCUGCUGCUCCUCCCCCCAGGAAGGCCAAGGCAGAGGCAGAGGUGGCAGCAGGAGCCCGUUUCACAGCCCCUCAGGUGGAGCUGGUUGGACCCCGGCUGCCAGGUGCUGAGGUGGGUGUCCCUCAGGUCUCAGCCCCCAAGGUGGCCCCCUCAGCAGAGGCACCCAGUGGCUUAGCCCUCCACCUGCCCACCCUUGGGCUGGGAGCCCCUGCUGCACCUGUUGUGGAGCCUCCAGCCGUAGGGAUCCAGGUUCCCCAAGUGGAGCUGCCCACCUUGCCCUCACUACCCACUUUGCCCACACUUCCUUGCCUGGAGACCCGGGAAGGGGCGGUGACGGUGACGGUGCCCACCUUGGAUGUAGCAGCACCUACCGUGGGGGUGGACCUGGCCUUGCCAGGCAAAGAGGCAGAGGCCAGGGGAGAGGUGCCUGAGGUGGCCCUGAAGAUGCCCCGCCUCAGUUUCCCCCGAUUCGGGACCCGAGGGAAAGAAGUUGCUGAGGCCAAGGUGACCAAGGGCAGUCCGGAGGCCAGGGUGAAGGGUCCCAGACUUCGAAUGCCCACCUUUGGGCUUUCUCUUCUGGAGCCCCGGCCCUCUGCCCCUGAAGCCAUUGUUGAGAGCAAGUUGAAACUGCCCACCAUCAAAAUGCCCUCCUUUGGCAUCGGAGUCGCAGGGCCUGAGGUCAAGGUGCCCAAAGGGCCUGAAGUGAAGCUCCCCAAGGUCCCUGAGAUCAAGCUCCCCAAAAUGCCUGAGGCAGCCCUCCCGGACGUGCGACUCCCAGAGGUGCCUCCCAAAGUGUCAGAGAUGAAACUCCCCAAGGUGCCCGAGGUGGCUGUGCCUGAGGUUCGACUCCCAGAGGUGCAGCUGCCCAAAGUACCAGAGAUGAAAGUCCCCGAGAUGAAGCUCCCUAAGGUGCCCGAGAUGGCCGUGCCUGACGUGCACCUGCCAGAAGUGCAGCUCCCGAAGGUUCCAGAGAUGAAACUCCCCGAGAUGAAGCUCCCCAAGGUGCCCGAGAUGGCCGUGCCUGACGUGCACCUGCCAGAAGUGCAGCUCCCGAAGGUUCCAGAGAUGAAACUCCCAAAGGUGCCCGAGAUGAAGCUCCCUGAGAUGAAACUCCCGAAGGUGCCCGAGAUGGCCGUGCCCGACGUGCACCUGCCAGAAGUGCAGCUGCCCAAGGUGUCCGAGAUGAAGCUCCCCAAGGUGCCCGAGAUGGCCGUGCCCGAGGUCCGACUUCCGGAGGUGCAGCUGCCCAAAGUGUCCGAGAUGAAGCUCCCGAAGAUGCCCGAGAUGGUUGUGCCAGAGGUUCGACUUCCAGAGGUACAGCUACCCAAAGUGUCAGAGAUGAAGCUCCCCAAGGUGCCUGAGAUGGCCGUGCCCGAGGUCCGACUUCCGGAGGUGCAGCUACCCAAAGUGUCAGAGAUGAAACUUCCCAAAGUGCCCGAGAUGACCGUGCCCGAUGUGCAGCUCCCAGAGGUGCAGCUGCCCAAAGUGUCAGAGAUUCGGCUGCCAGAAAUGCAAGUGCCAAAGGUACCAGAUGUACAGCUGGCAGCUCCCAAGGCACCGGAGAUGAAGCUAAAAGCUGCUGGGGCAGAGCAGGCAGAGGGGACAGAGUUUGGCUUCAAGAUGCCCAAGAUGACCAUGCCCAAGUUGGGGAGAGUGGGGUCUCCGUCCCAAGGCAGACCAGGCGAGGCAGGGGCGGAGGUCUCGGGAAAGCUGGUGACACUUCCCUGUCUGCAGCCAGAGGUGCGCGAUGAGGCCCGUGUGGGUGUCCCCUCUCUCACUCUGCCUUCUGUGGAACUAGACCUGCCAGGGGCCCUCGGCCUCGAGGGACAGGUUCAGGCGGCCAAAGUGGGCAAGGUGGAGCAGCCAGAGGGUCCCCAGGCAGCAGCAGGGGUUGGGGAAGUGGGCUUCCGAGUGCCCUCUGUUGAGAUUGUCACUCCUCAGCUGCCCACGGUGGAAGCUGAGGAAGGACGACCAGAGAUGAUGGAAAUGAAGGCCAAACCCUCCUCCAAGUUCUCCCUGCCCAAGUUUGGACUCUCAGGGCCAAAGGUGGCCAAGGCAGAGGCUGAGGGGGCUGGACGAGCCACCAAGCUGAAGGUGUCCAAGUUUGCUAUCUCACUCCCCAAGGCACGGAUGGGGACCGAAGCUGAGGCCAAAGAGGCGGGGGAGGGAGGCCUGCUGCCUGCCCUCGAUCUGUCAAUUCCACAGAUCGGUCUGGAUGCCCAUCUGCCCUCGGGCAAGGUGGAGGUGGCAGGGGCCGAUGUCAAGCUCAAGGGGCCCAGGUUUGCUCUGCCCAAGUUUGGGGUCAAAGGCCGGGACGCUGAGCCGGGAGAACUAGCGCCGGGGAUAGCUGAGUUGGAGGGCAAGGGCUGGGGCUGGGAUGGGAAGGUCAAGAUGCCCAAGCUGAAGAUGCCCUCUUUUGGGCUGGCCCGAGGGAAGGAAGCAGAAGUCCAGGGUGGGCCCAUCAGCCCUGGGGAAAAGCCAGGGUCCGUAGCUGGGCAGCUUAAGAUCCCUGAGGUGGAGUUGGUCACCCUGGGGACCCAGGAGGAAGCGGGGGCAGAAGGAGCAGUGACAGUGAGUGGAGUGAGGUCAUCAGGUCUGCAGGUGUCCACGACAGGGCCAGUGGCCACUGAGGGCCAUGAGGGGGUGCUGAGGAUGCCUCCACUGGGCAUCUCCCUGCCCCAGGUAGAACUAACCAGCUUUGGGGAGGCGGGCACCCCAGGGCAGCAGGCCAAGAGCAUGACCCCUCCAGCAGAAGGCCCAGCGGGCUACAAAGUCCAGGUGCCCCAGGUGAGCCUGUCUCUACCUGGAAGCCAGGUGGCAGGUGGUGAGCUGUUAGUGGGUGAAGGCAUCUUCAAGAUGCCCACUGUGACCGUGCCCCAGCUCGAGUUGGACGUGGGGCUGAACCGGGAGGCCCAGGCGCCUGAGGUGGCCACAGGGGAGGGGGGUGCGAGGCUGAAGCUGCCCACACUCGGGGCAGGAGCCAGGGGAGAGGGGACUGAGGACCAGUCCCAAGGGGCCGAGCACACCUUCCGCCUCUCUCUGCCAGAAGUGGAGCUCUCACCACCUGCUGUGGGCAGCCACGCCGAGUACCAGGUGGCAGGGGGUGACGGAGACACUGCCCAGAAACUUAAGGUGCGGCUGCCCCGGUUUGGCCUGGUGCGAGCCAAGGAGGGGGUGGAGGAGGGUGAGAAGGCCAAAAGCCCCAAGCUCAGGCUCCCCCGGGUGGGCUUCAGCCAGAGUGAGUCUGUCCCCAGAGAAGGUUCCCCCAGCCCCGAGGAGGAGGAAGAGGAGGGCGGUGGGGAAGGGGUCUCGGGACGCCGGGGCCGGGUCAGGGUCCGCUUGCCCCGCGUGGGCCUAGCAGCCCCUUCAAAGGCCUCUAGGGGACAGGAGGGCGAUGCAGCCUCCAAGUCCCCUGUUGGGGAGAAGUCGCCCAAGUUCCGCUUCCCCAGGGUGUCUCUAAGCCCUAAGGCCCGGAGUGGAAGUGGGGACCAGGAAGAGGGUGGGUUCAGGGUCCGCCUGCCCAGUGUGGGGUUUUCUGAGACAGGGGCUCCAGGCCCCACCAGGAUGGAGGGGGCCCAGGCUGCUGCCGUCUGAAGCCCUGGGCAGACGGAGACAUCCCCUCCCCUCGUUUUGUGUGUGAGAUAACUAGCACUAACCCUCAGAGGGCCAGGAGGUGGGCGACUUGACCAGGGCAGGGCGGAGGCCUGGGCCUCUCCUCGGCAGGAGUGCCUGUAUCAUUCCAAGCCAUGUGAAUAAAAUAAU
Sciurus carolinensis (gray squirrel) is the source of this 4627-nucleotide messenger RNA. RefSeq names its product periaxin (gene Prx). Gene Ontology annotation, biological process: peripheral nervous system myelin maintenance; regulation of RNA splicing. Gene Ontology annotation, molecular function: protein binding. Lineage: Eukaryota; Metazoa; Chordata; Mammalia; Rodentia; Sciuridae. The record is from RefSeq and is a predicted model, not a curated record. Gene Ontology annotation, cellular component: nucleus; cytoplasm.